Messenger RNA from Postia placenta MAD-698-R-SB12, 2172 nucleotides. RefSeq lists its product as hypothetical. The record is from RefSeq and is a predicted model, not a curated record. Lineage: Eukaryota; Fungi; Basidiomycota; Agaricomycetes; Polyporales; Adustoporiaceae. The annotation marks the transcript as partial. The transcript has 9 exons.
UCGGCGGAGACGGCGAAGAGUCAUGGCUCGACAUGGUACUCUCCGUGGGCAUGGUAUCCAAUGUCAGCGCGCCCAUCUCCGAAGGACGCUGGCCAAUCCACACCUUCCAGUCCGCAGGAUCCGGCGUCCAUUGAUGCCCCUCUCCCGGUCGAGUCUGUAAAAACGGAUGCGGAGAUGAUCAAGGAGCGCGCGCUUGCCAGGGAAGAAUCACUUCCGGAGCCUCCAACAGUCACUGUUACCACCGGCUCUAGUCCCGCACCCGAGGAGAAGCUAGUCUCGCCUGUGGACCAGUCGCGAAACCCCAUAGAAUCGUCGAUAACAUCGAAUCCUUCGGGCUGGAUGAGCUUCCUGAUGACUCGGGCGCUGUUGACAAAGACUGUGACAGAUACCGGGACGGAGAGGGACGAGAAUGGCAUGGAAGUGAUGAACGUAGACGACCAGCAGGACAGUUCCUCCGCAGCUGUGACUAUUACCACAGAUCCCCAAGCUACUCAGCGCCAAGUGGUGGCUUCGUCUCCGUCGAAACACCCUCUCUCUCCUACUGUACAAGACGACAAGAGUGCCGCUCUUCCCCCCUCAUCUGCAUCAACCAGACGAGAUGUGAGGAGCGGUGAAGCCUUCAAACAUGUCAAUGCUCGGCCACCCUCUCCGGCGCCCUCGAAUACUUCCAAGAUAUCCAUUGCAACCUCUCCUCGCCCUUCUCCCCGCAAUCUGGUUCUGCCGACGUGGGAGGAUACAUUUUUGUCUCCGCCCCGCUCCAAUGUUCCUCCGAAGCCGCCGUCGGGGAAGUCAAAGCUCUCUAAAUUCUCCUCGCUGGUCAGCGGUGUAUUGUUUAAUCAAGAAGACCGGGAUAGCAAAGGGAAGGGCAAGGAGAAGGAGAAGACGACAGAUUUCAUGCUCUUUGGCAAGGAGUUACCGAAAGCUCUCAAUGUUGUAGAGAGUCACUUGGAUCCAUACUUACUCAACGGGGGCUGUAGAGUAGCCGUCAUUGGGGUAGCAGGCUGGUCGCCCGGUGAGUUAAGAGUGAGCGUGCAGCGUGCUCUGCCUUCUUCGAGCAAGAAAUUCGUCGAGAUGACAUGUCAAGCGUUGGAGCAGUUCGAGCAGGAGCAUGGCUUCAAGUUCAAGAAGAUCACCAAGAUCCCGCUUGAAGGCGACGGCACAAUUGAGCGGAAAGUGUCGAAGGUUCAUGACCACUUGCUUUCGGAUGACGAUUGGAUGGAGGACCUUCACGCUGCCGACGUAAUUUUCGUUGCGAGCCAUUCCCAGGGAUGCAUUAUUGCGACACAUCUCGUUGAUAGGCUGCUGCGAGACGGCCACAUCCUCACAUCCCGCAGUGUGACCACUAUUGCAAAGACUGCUGCCUCCAUAGCUCCAGGAGGUCCUGCGAUUGCAAUCACUCAGGCCCAGCGAGUCUGCUUCUUGGCGCUCUGUGGCAUUCAUUUAGGACCUUUACGAUAUCUUGGAACAAGCAGUUUACUCCAGCCGUAUAUCCAGUAUUUUGAGAAUGCUGCCGCCCGCGAAUUAUUCGAGUUCCAGAACACAGAAUCGCGACUGUCCAAGAAUUAUACAAGGGCUCUACGGAACGUGAUGGAUCAUGGCACCAAAACCGUAUACAUUGCAUCGCUCAACGACCAAGUUGUUCCGAUCUAUUCUGGGCUUUUCACCGCCGCUUCCCAUCCGCGUAUCUUACGCGCCCUGUAUAUUGACGGUGAUGCAUAUCACUCCUCCGAUUUUCUGUCCAACCUGCUAGCUCUCCUCAUUCGAGUCAUGAACUCUGGAUUGUCUGAUGGUGGUUUACUCAACCAUCUUUCCGAAGCAACGGCUGGAACGCUCAGUGGCGUAGGCCAUUCAUCUGUCUACGAGGAGCCUGCCACAUUCUCUCUGGCUGUGAAAUACUUCUUCCUGACGACAGAUGGUGAGAGCGAAGAUUCCGGCCUUUCUGUUGGACCAUUCAAUGCUGUCGUGGAGCAGAACGAUUAUGAGAUCCCGUGGGCGCUCCGCGACAUGAUUGCGGACGAGCGGGUUGCCCACUUCUUUGCGCAGGAGUUCGCGCAGCUCCGUGAUGCAUUCGACGACUGGCAACCUAAGACAUCCAUUCUGCGAGAUGUGAAGAGGAAAUUACAACCGAUACAGCGUCUCAACUCGUUCACGUCGUCUGUUAGCAAGCUCUAA